Neurospora tetrasperma FGSC 2508 is the source of this 1460-nucleotide messenger RNA. RefSeq names its product tricarboxylate transport protein. The record is from RefSeq and is a predicted model, not a curated record. NCBI's taxonomy places the organism in Eukaryota, Fungi, Ascomycota, Sordariomycetes, Sordariales, Sordariaceae. Bases 1 to 894 code for a protein of 297 amino acids. Gene Ontology annotation, biological process: mitochondrial citrate transmembrane transport. The transcript is spliced from 4 exons.
AUGUCCUCUGCCGCCACAAAGGACGAUAAUGCCCGGGCUCACCCAGCCGUCAAGGGCCCCAGUGCCCUUCGUUCCAUUCUCGCUGGUGCGACUGCCGGCGCCGUCGAGAUUGUCGCCAAGACUCGCACCCAGCUCAACCGCAGGUUAGCCGAGGGUCAGAAGCUCCCAUGGCCGCCCUUUGGUGCGCAAUGGUAUGCCGGCUGCACAACUCUGAUUAUCGGCAACUCCCUCAAGGCGGGCAUUCGAUUCGUCGCCUUUGACCAGUACAAGAAGCUCCUCUCCGAUUCCAACGGCAAGCUCUCUGGGCCAGGCACCGUCCUCGCCGGUUUUGGUGCCGGUGUGACUGAGUCACUGCUGGCCGUGACGCCAACCGAGAGCAUCAAGACCACGCUCAUCGACGACCGCAAGUCCGCCAAGCCUCGUCUCCGCGGCUUCCUCGACGCCGUCCCUGUCAUCUACCGCGAGCGCGGCAUUCGCGGUUUCUUCCAGGGUUUCGUCCCCACCACCGCGCGACAAGCCGCCAACAGCGCCACCCGUUUCUCAACUUAUACCGCCCUCAAGCAGCUGGCCGAAAGCUACACGGCGCCCGGGGAGAAGCUCGGUGCUGUUGGAACCUUCGCCAUGGGCGGUAUCGCGGGUCUGAUCACCGUCUACGUCACUCAGCCAUUGGAUACGAUCAAGACGAGAAUGCAGAGUAUCGAGGCCAAGCAGCUUUACGGUAACUCGUUCAGGUGCGCCAGCAUGAUCUUCAAGCAGGAGGGCGUUUUGACUUUCUGGAGCGGUGCGCUGCCGCGGUUGGCGAGACUGAUUUUGAGUGGUGGUAUUGUGUUCACCAUGUACGAGAAGAGCAUGGAUCUGUUUGACAGGCUCGAUCCGGAGAGAAAGUAUAUCUAAUGGGAUUGUCACGAGCGAGGGCGUUGAGGCGUCUUUUUUAACGUAAUGAUGGAUGAAGACAAUGGAACAACUACAAGAGACGGACCAGGAGAGAAAGACGGACAGACGAAACUCACGAGACCAGCGACGACAGGACGAACGCACCUAAUGGCAUAGGUAGACAAAAGCUGUAUAUAUGUUUGACACAGGUAUAUACCCAAGACGUACAGACAAAUGUGAAACUUUUUCCCUUUCCGGCAAAUGCCAUUGCAACCGGUCGCAACGAGCCUUUGCUCUAGCCCAUCAUAUGUACCAGGCUUUUAUUUCUUUUAGGUAUCCCAGACUCCAGACGCCUGCCUGCCCAUGAACCACACAUGCAAUUCAGUAUUUGUACAGAAGUAAUCUUACACUCCUCCUCUCCUCUCCUCUCCUUCCAGCCUCAUCUUACGACUGGAAGCGAAUGAUACCUCCCAGCCUCUUGGCCAUCCUGCCAAGGAAGGUCCUGUUCGGCGCCUCCUCAAGCUCCUUGGUCAAAUCGGUAUAAUACUUGGGGUUACUCUUGGGCCUGAGAAGCUCGCCAGUAAUGC